Molecule: messenger RNA, 2550 nt
Organism: Dovyalis caffra
Lineage: Eukaryota; Viridiplantae; Streptophyta; Magnoliopsida; Malpighiales; Salicaceae
Source: the annotation of a GenBank genome assembly
AUGCCCCUCCGACGCAUGCUCCUCCACCACAGCCGCCGUUUCUCCUCCUCUACAUCAAUAACUCCUCCCUUAAUCACUCCUACACUUCUCAAACAAUGCAAUUCAAUUGCUCAGGUGAACCUCAUCCACCAACAAACACUUGUCCAAGGCUUAAUAACCAAUUUCUCCACCAAUCUCAUUUCCACUUACAUUGCUCUCAAUUCUCCUUCCCAUGCCCUCUCCCUCCUCCAAAACCUCACCCCCUCUCCUUCCUCCGUCUACUUUUGGAAUGCACUCAUUCGCGGUUCCAUCCGACCCGGACUUUUGAACCGUUCCCUUGCUCUUUUCCGUAACAUGUGGAGACUUGGCUGGUCUCCUGAUAAUUAUACUUUUCCUUUGGUUUUUAAGGCUUGUGGGGAUUUAUUGUGUUGUAGAAUCGGUGCUUCGAUUCAUGGUGUUGUUUUUUCAACUGGAUUUGAGUCUAAUGUGUUUGUAUGUAAUGCUAUUGUAGCUAUGUACGGACGGUCCGGUGAAUUGGACUGUGCACGCCAAUUGUUUGAUGAAAUGUGUGGCAGAAGGGUGUUUGAUUUGGUUUCAUGGAAUUCGAUCGUGGGAGUUUAUGUGCAAAGAGGGGAUUGUAAGAAUGCGUUGAGGCUGUUUGAUAGAAUGUGUAAAUUGGGUGAUUUUGAUAUUAGGCCGGAUGUUGUUAGUCUUGUGAAUCUGCUUCCUGCUUGCGCGUUGAUGGGUGCCUGGCUGUGUGGUAAGGAGGUGCAUGGUUUCGCCGUGAGGAGCGGGUUGUUUGAGGAUUUGUUUGUGGGUAAUGCAUUGGUGGAUAUGUAUGCGAAGUGUGGAAUGGUGGAUGAGGCAAGCAAGGUUUUUGAGAGGAUUAGGGAGAAGGAUGUGGUUUCUUGGAAUGCUAUGGUUACUGGGUAUUCUCAGAUUGGUAGGUUCGAGGAUGCUCUUGGUUUGUUUCAGAAGAUGAGGGAGGAGAAUAUUGAGUUGAAUGUUGUAUCUUGGAGUGCUGUUAUUGCAGGGUAUGCACAGAGAGGACUUGGGUGUGCAACGUUGGAUGUGUUUAGGGAAAUGCAAGGUUGUGGGUCGAAGCCAAAUGAGAUUACCCUGGUGUCUCUUCUUUCUGGUUGUGCUUCGGUUGGAGCAUUGCUUCAUGGGAAGGAGACUCAUUGUUAUGCCAUAAAAUGCAUGUUGAACUUUGAGGGGAGUGAUCUUGAGGACGAUCUUAUGGUGAUUAAUGCUCUAAUUGAUGUGUAUGCGAAGUGCAAAAGUAUCGAUGUGGCACACGCCAUGUUUGAUUCCAUAGCACCAAAGGAUAGAGAUGUGGUGAGUUGGACUGUUAUCAUUGGAGGAUAUGCCCAGCAUGGUGAAGCCAAUGUUGCAUUAGAAUUGUUUUCCCGGAUGCUCAAACAGGAUAGAUUACUAAAGCCAAAUUCCUUCACUAUAUCUUGUGCCUUGAUGGCAUGUGCUCGUUUGGCUGCAUUGAGGCUUGGUAGACAAAUUCAUGCUUAUGUAUUACGCAACCAUUAUGACUCUGCCUUUCUUUAUGUGGCCAAUUGUCUCAUAGAUAUGUAUGUGAAAUCUGGAGAUAUUGAUGCUGCCAGAGUUGUGUUUGACAAUUUAAAGCAGAGGAAUUUUGUUUCUUGGACAUCCCUGAUGACAGGUUAUGGUAUACAUGGCCGUGGUGGAGAAGCUCUUGAGGUUUUUGAUGAGAUGAGGCGAUUGGGUCUUCAGCCUGAUGGUGUAACAUUGCUUGUUGUGCUCUAUGCUUGCAGCCAUUCAGGAAUGAUUGAUCAGGGGAUUAAAUUCUUUAACAGCAUGAGCAAGGAAUUUGGGGUUGUUCCUGGGCAAGAACACUAUGCUUGCAUGGUUGACCUACUGGGACGUGCUGGUCGCUUAAAUGAAGCUAUGGAGCUCAUUGAAGGCAUGCCUAUGGAACCAAGCCCAGUAGUGUGGGUGGCAUUGCUUAGUGGCUGCAGGAUCCAUGCAAAUGUGGGAUUAGGGGAAUAUGCUGCAAAGAAACUGUUGGAAUUGGACUCAGAUAAUGAUGGAUCUUAUACACUGCUUUCAAACAUAUAUGCCAAUGCCAGGCGCUGGAAAGAUGUGGCUAGGAUCAGAUCUUUGAUGAAAAAUACUGGAACUAAGAAGAGACCUGGUUGCAGUUGGGUCCAAGGAAAGAAAGGCACCGCAACCUUCUAUGUUGCCGACAAGACUCAUCCACAGUCGAAGCAGAUAUAUGAAAUCCUUAGAGGCUUGAUUCAACGGAUUAAAGUCCUUGGAUAUGUUCCAGAAACCAGCUUUGCACUUCAUGACGUGGACGAUGAAGAGAAAGAUGAUCUUCUAUUUGAGCAUAGCGAGAAGUUGGCCCUUGCCUAUGGCAUUCUAAUAUCAGCUCCAGGAGCUCCCAUCCGAAUCACAAAGAACUUACGUGUCUGCGGAGAUUGCCACGAUGCCAUUACCUACAUAUCCAUGAUCAUUGACCAUGAAAUCAUAUUGAGAGACUCAAGCCGCUUCCAUCAUUUCAAGAAAGGUUCUUGCUCCUGCAGAGGUUAUUGGUGA